AUGUCUCCUUACGUUUUCACCAAAUUGUUAAGACCAGUUGUUUCACACUGGCGGUCACAAGGCAUUAGGAUUUCUGUCUAUUUGGACAACGGUAUCGGCACCGAUUCAAGUAAAGAUUCGUGUUCUCAGGAAGCGCAACUUGUGCGAGGCGAUCUUUAUCGCCUUGGCCUGCUAGUGAAUGAGGAGAAGAGCAAUUUUGAACCGUGCCAAAAAGGGGAGCACUUAGGCUUUAUUUUGGACCUUACCAAAGGAGAAUUUAGUAUCCCACCAGGCAAGAUUGAUCACCUGUUUAAUCUGAUUUCACUGCUUCUUGACGAUGUUUCACCCAUGGCUAGGGAUGUGUCUCAUAUUACGGGUACCCUUAUUUCCAUGGAGCUCGCUUUAGGUCCAAUUGUGCGUUUGCGCACCCGAGCCUUGUACGCAGUCCUUAAUAGCGUUCAUUGCCUUAGCUGCAAGGUGGCUUUAACGCGUGAAGCUGUAGAGGAACUUUAUUUUUGGAGAGAUAAUUUCUUUCGUUUGUGCGGCAAACCAAUCUGGAGGCCCUCCCCAAAGAUAGAGCUUUUGUCUUAUUCGGAUGCCAGCAAUGUGGGUUGGGCGGGAUUUAUUGUUCAAUUCGGUACGCACAUCGCUAUAGGGAACUGGUUGGGUUCCGAGGCCCUAUGCAGCUCUUCUUUCCACGAGAUUCAUGCAAUUAGAUUUGUUCUUCAGUUGUUUUCCGGUCUUUUGGCGGGUAAGGAGUGCAAGCAUAGAUCUGACAAUCAGAGCGUCUGCAGUAUUUUGUCCGUCGGCAGUAGUAAGCCUCAUUUGCAAAAAGAAGCCGUUGCCAUUUACAGUUUGUGCCAUGAAACCGGUAUUCGCUUUUCUGCGGAGUGGAUACCUCGCUACUUUAAUUUCAAAGCUGAUUAUUGGUCGAAAGUUGUUGACACCGAUGAUUGGAUGCUCAACCCUGUCCAUUUUCGCCAGUUGGAUAUUCUGUGGGGACCCCACACUGUAGAUCGUUUUGCGAGUCAUAAUUCUUUCCAGUUGCCCAGGUUUUGUUCUCGGUGGUGGUGUCCUGGGACCGAAACUGUUGAUGCUUUUACCGUCAGCUGGGGAGGGGAAAACAAUUCGCCGGUAACAAAACGAAAAAGGGCCUGGGACUGA
Molecule: messenger RNA, 1143 nt
Organism: Pocillopora verrucosa
Lineage: Eukaryota; Metazoa; Cnidaria; Anthozoa; Scleractinia; Pocilloporidae
Source: RefSeq, a predicted model, not a curated record